AUGAUGUCUACUGACGAGGCUAUCUCGCGGCUUGAAAGCAUUGGUGCCGAUUCGUUCAAGUCUGAACCGGAGCGUCUUCAACUUGCCAACGCCCUUCUUGCCGCACUACGGAGAAUCCAAACGCCGUGGGAUAUUGCAUGCGCCCACGGCUGGAUUGAAAUGACUACCGUCGCUGCCGUCAGAACCUUGAUAGAUGUCGGCCUGUUCACAAAGUGGGCGGCGCACGGCAGCAAGCCACUAACGACGAACGAGUUUGCCAAGCUAACUGGCGCUGAUGCUGUUCUCCUGGGUCGUCUCUUGAGGCACGUUGCCGCGCAGCAUUUCAUCAUUGAGGUAGAGGAGAAUACAUAUGCCUCCACACCUUACGCAUUGAGUCUAGGAAAGGACCUCGCGCUUGCAUCGAUAUAUGGGUCAUUCUAUCACGAAGUGCAACUUCCACUAGCGGUAUCAAUGCCUUUGUUCUUGGCAGAAACCGGAUUCAAGAACCCCACCGACUUGCGAGAUAGUAAUUUCCAACGCGUGCAUGGCAAAGGCUCCAAUUAUUUUGAGUUUAUAGCAUCUUCUCCGCAACGAAGCCUGGAUUUUGCAAACGCUAUGGAUUAUCAUGGGCGAGGCAACAUUUCACAGUGGACUGAAGUGUACGACACCGACAACAUUAUCAAGGGCGCAGAUCCCGACCGUCCGCUCGUCGUGGAUGUCGGCGGCAGCAAAGGCCAUGACCUUGAAAAGUUCCACCAGAGACAUCCCAACAUCCCAAUAGGUAGUCUUGCACUCCAAGACCUACCAAAGGUGCUAGAUGGCUUGACAGUCGACCCUACAAUCUCCAUACACCCAUACGACUUCUUUACACCGCAGCCUAUCAAAGGCGCUCGAGCAUACUACCUUCACCGGAUCCUCCACGACUGGCCAAACGACAAGGCGACCGAGAUCCUGAGGAUGACUGCCGAAGCGAUGGAACCAGGUUACUCCAAGAUGUUGAUUCACGAGGAUAUCGUCAGCGCCCGGGAGCCCUCUGUGCAGACCACCAUGGCAGACAUCACAAUGAUGAUGAGCUUUUCGUCUGCUGAAAGGACUGAACAGGAAUGGCAAACGCUCAUCGGCGACGUCGAGGGAUUAAAGGUCACCAAGGUAUGGCACAAGCCACACACCAUUGGUGGCAUUAUCGAAGUUGAACGAGUCUAA
Molecule: messenger RNA, 1182 nt
Organism: Pestalotiopsis fici W106-1
Lineage: Eukaryota; Fungi; Ascomycota; Sordariomycetes; Amphisphaeriales; Sporocadaceae
Exons: 2
Coding region: 1-1182 (393 amino acids)
Molecular function (GO): O-methyltransferase activity
Source: RefSeq, a predicted model, not a curated record